AUGGCCGAAAAUGCCUCAAAAGAACCACGCAACACAGCUAAGAGUCCGUACUACUGGGACAUGAUGCGGUUACUCGACAAUGCCCGCAAAGAAGGCGAAUUGACAGAUGUUACUCUGUGAGUGGAAGGAAAAACAUUCCCCGCUCACCGAUGUGUUUUGGCAGCCAGUAGCCAAUUUUUUCAAGGUUUAUUUACCAACGAUAUGAAAGAAAAAUCGGCGUCAAUCGUAAAUAUCGAAGGAAUUUUCGGCGAUGAAUGAGUUCUCGUCCUACCUUUACACAGGAGAGGUUCAAAUGAGCGAGGCAAAUGUCGAUGAUCUGAUCGCGUCCGAGAACUAAUUACUACUUCCUCGUCUAAAAAACAUCGCUUGCAAGUUUAAGGAGCGGCAUAUGUCGACCAAAAAUUGCGUUGCUACCUUUCUAUAUGCUGAGAAAUACGAUUGCAAGGAGUUGAAAACAUACGCUGGCGAAUUAAUCAAGCAGAACUUCGCGACGGUCGGCAAGUCCAAGGAAUUCGUGCAAAUUUCCUGUCAUCAUAUAAAGGAUCUUAUUUCAGGCGACGUCUUAGUAAUUGGAACCGAAGAAGAAGUCUUCGAAAUCGUUCUAGAAUGGAUCGCGCAAAAUCAAGACGAGAAGGAGCAACAUUUUGCGGAGUUCGACUGAGCAGCAUAUCCGAUCAAUAUUUGUACACAAAGCCUAUAGUACUAUAAUGGCACUCAUGGCAGCAGACACAGCACACAGCCAUAUAUCCUUUGAUGGAGACAUCUCGGGUUUAAUUUCUGUGCUUUAGGUAGCCCACCACCAGAUAUGAUUAAAGGCAAAUGAGUUGGUACCGACGACUUUUCUGUCUGAUUCGCUCCUCUCAUCUCGGUGUAUGAGGUGGCACGAGGCAACGACGCGUUUUUACGUCACCAUAGACAUUCUCAUUUUUCCUCAUUAGAAAUGUCAAUCAAAUGUCGUCUGAUGAGAGCAGAUACUUUAAAUAGCUUAAUGCGUUGAAUCUUUUUGGAAAGGAUGUGUUGACUAUCAGCAGGUGAAAAUUAACUCAUAGCUGUUGUCAAAUGCUAAUCCGAUACGCAGAAACAACAAACACUCAUCACGUUCAGUGUUUUAUUUACCAUUGUACGGCUCACGUUGGCCACGGUCAAUCAAAACUGCGAUGCAGCAAUAUUACACGAGUGUGUUUCAACAAACCCGGAAAUCUUAUGUCCUGAAAAGAAGUUUCCGAAAACCGCAACCGCAACCGCAACCGCAAUCUCAACCGUAAAUUCCGAAAAUCGAAAAACCGCAACCGCAACCGCAACCGCAACCGCAACCGCAACCGCAACCGCAACCGCAACCGCAACUAUGAAUCCGGAAAUCCAAAACCGUAACUGUAAAUUAUAGGGCACAUGUUGUUAAGGUUGAGAACACACGGUUAAAGUAAAGUUUCUACCUUCUCUAUUUUAAAAACCGUCAAUGUGUGGCAUUUCACUUUCAGUGGAAAUUAUAGAAUCAAAAAGAAUAAAGGCACAUCCUUUAAACCAAUCAACGACUGAGUUCACUUUUCGGGGAUUCCCCCAAAUGUUGAAACACAAUGCCAUUCCCCCAUUACAGAGAACCAAGGGCGAAUUCUCUUUCGGUGUUAAUUUUUUUCAAUUAUUGUCAGUCUUUCAUUCACAAAUCAAUAUAUUUGUCUAAAAUCCUUACAAAAAGACACUUUAAAAGGAAACUUUACAUCUUCGUAAGAAAGCAGCACGGCCAGACCUGUCGUGACCGUCGUGACUAAGGACAAAAUCAGAAAACAAUAUAAUUGCAAGUAUUUAUAAACCCGGUGACACAGUAAUCUAUUUAACAUUUACUAUCUCAUGCAUGAUUCAUCAAAGCGUAAAUAGAACAAAAUUUAGGUAUUACCUGAAGAUUUACAAAUGAAAAAACUUUAAUACAAUUCAAGAUAUACAUGAACUACAAGUUCUGUUCUAACUUGAAUCUAUCUGUUAUGUGAUGAAGUCUGUAAACCAAAUAACAGAUCUUUACUCUUCUUUGUCCGUCAUCCCGUGAGCCGCAUUUGUCUAAAAACACAAAGAAAAAAAUAUGAAAUAGCAACAGGAUUGGAUUUAUUCAAGAUUUUUGAAAACAUUUUAAGAUGUUUAAAUACUCUUCAAGUCUUUCGCAUUACACUUGAGCUUCUAAAACGGAAAACAAACUAUCAGUGUUCAGCCGUGGUGCCCUUUGGACCCACAGCGUGAUGAUCACUCCUAAUUUAAUAUUCUCAAAACGGAAAACGAACUAUCAGCCGCGAUGCCUUAUUUGACCACAGCCUGACGAUCACGAUCACGAUCACGAUCACUCCGGAAAUUCGUUCGCAAAGUUGCGAGGUAUUUUACCUCGCAGGGGAACAAGUGGAAAGAAAUUUUGCCACGAUGAAUUGUUGCAAAAGUAAAAAAUUACAGUCUGGAUUAGAGCAGUGACAAUAAAUGGAACAUCCAUAUACCGAGCUUGCUCCUGUAUAUGAACUAUUCGAUAUUCCGCGGUUGAGUCGCGCGUACUACAAUCUGAAAAAAAAAAACUAGCUUUUUACGAGAAAAAGAUAGAACAGAAAAAUGAUAAUAAAGAUAGCGUCUGCACGAGAGAAUAUCAACUUGAUCGGCUAGGACAGUUUGCGCGGAGGAAACAGUUUCCCUUUCUCUGUCGAAAAAGUCGUUGUUUACACGCAUCAAAGUUUUCCCGAAAUAACCAUUAAUCUGUCAAACUUUGAUAAAAUAUUCUCAUAACUUACAGAAUUCUUACCUUCUCAGUCAAACCUCUCGUCGUGUUCUUCUGGCUGCCGGGUUUCAUUUGAAUCAAAUCGUCUCCUGAUUUCUCUCAGCAAUGAUUCUCUAUUUUCCCAGAUCUUUAAAAUCGCUACCGAGGAAACUGCACCAACAGCGAAGAAGAAUGCACCACGCAAAAAUGGAUCAGAGUAAAAAGCCAUUUCUCCUGAAUUCGCCUUGUUAUAGACAAAUCUCACCACAAGCUUUAGUAGGUAAAACACGCUCAGUACCAACCAAACUAUUUGCCCAGCGCCUGACCUGCGAGGCUGUGCAAUGAUACGAAAAUUACACCACGUUAAAAUUUGAGUUAACCAAAUGCACAGACAAUGUUUAACAUAUAUGAAUAAAUAAUGCCCCUAUGAAGUGUGACAGUUAAUAUAUAUCACGUGACGCUAUUUGUGUGGUGUUUUUAUUUCCAAAAGUCGCAGCAUACCAGUUUUAACAGAUCUUUACAAGCCCAACCAUCUGGAUCUAAAUUAUCCUGAAUUAAUUCUUGUGAAGCUAUGGAUUUCUAAACCUAAUGUUUUUUGAGGGGCAAGCCUCAAAGGCAAUGAGGCUUCGAAAGGAAUUUCACUUCCUCAAUUAAUAUUCAAUCUAAAGAAUGUAUAGUCGCAUUAGCAGCCGUUUUCCUGCCACGUCUAAUGAUAUGCUUGCGACUGAAAUGCUUCGGUAAGCAUUACUCUUCGAGGCGUUGCUGGGCGCUGAUUACAAAACAGCGGCAGUUAAACUUUCGCGUAUUUAUUGUAAAGGACAAAUAGUGAAAAAAAAUUGAGCAAACUAAAGGCAACUCCGAAUAUAACUUUCAAAAUUUGUAUUUAAAGCAGGUACAUCACUCACUGGUGUUAUCAGCAUUCGGGUAACACUGAACUCAACGCGAUUAUUUUAGCUAAAUGGUCGGAAGAGAACACUCCGGUAUAAUUGGAAGAAUUAAUUGAUUUCUCCGUUUUCUCAGUUUAAACACAAGUGCUUACCUUUUCAUGAGGACCUCUCGUCAUUUUCUUGGGGCUGCUUUUUUUUCUCAGUGUUUUCACGUCUUUUCUCUCCCAUCCACUCCAACAGUUUAAAAACAAGCACAGUUAGAACGCCGCCGAUGAAACCAAACAAUGUACUCAAAAAUAAUUCCUCCGGUGAAAACAUCUCUCAAAGUUUGCGGUUGAUAGGCAAUUAAUGAAAUAUUCUAUGGACGCCGCUGGAAAUCUUCAGCUUACGAAAUUGGGAAGCUGUGCUAGUCCUUGCCGUCUCUGCCUUUUAUAGCGAGAUGUACCAAAAACUGACUUGCAAAGUUCGCUUUCGACAAGUUGUUGAAAAUGACGUACUUCUGCCGCCCUGAAUGGGUUAUAAUAAGACAACCUGAAAGUUUCAGUUUCAUAAUCCUGAGGAUUAUGAGCGAGGGUCGUCACACGACCAACAAUACGGCAACAGAACCAUCGCACGUGUGAACUGGGCUUUACUCACUCAGAACAUUUUAACAUUGUAAUUUUGAAUAUGAGUGAAUACGGUGAAAUUUUGAAAAUAGGAUAAUUAAUCUUCAACCUUUGAGUGUAAUCGUUGAAAUAAGGAAAGUGAGGAGUCCACCAACUUCAUUAACGGUGCCCCAUUAAAAUUGUAACCAACGGUUGGCUAUAGUCGUCUGUGACAAACAACCGGGGGGUUUUACUUAAUGCCUGGGAGGGGGUUAGUGGGCGGAUUUUAUUUGUGUCACGAUUAAAUUUCCCUAAUCUACCCAUAAGGCUAUGUAACAUCCUCAUUUCCCCCCACCCCCUCAUUGGCAGUCAGGUUUCUUUAGUCCCCCUCCUUCCCCCCUCCUCCCCCCCCCUUUGUAUUAAUCCUUCUCCGCUCCGACUGAAAACCAUGUCAGGUGAACGAACCAAAAAUCUUGAGGACUGGACGAAGACUGUGAUUAAGUCACUGAUAAAAUAUGACGGUGCAAACUGUUAUAACAAUUUUUUGAAAACGAUUUUCAUUUAAGGAAAGAAUGACUGAAAAAAACGUGAAUAAUUUUCUGACUGACAGGUUUUCUAUACUUGCUUUAUUGUUAGCUUUGUAUUUGCUUUCUUGAUUCUACAGCUUAACGAGAAACAUUUUUUACACGAUUUAAAGGAUAUCUGCAUAUCAUUGAGUCAUAUAUUUAGACUAUCCUGUUAAAACAGAGUGCGCAAUACAGUAUAACACAUUUAGCCAUCAAAAAUUCCAUUCGUCCUUCUUUGUAAGUCCACGAUCGAAUCGUAAAUUCCUGUAAACGAAUUUUCCGUAAGUGUCUUUUGACGGCGUAACUAAUCAAAACAUGGAUAAAAUUAAGUUGUUCCGACUUAACCCAACUGGAAAUGAUAGCUUACUCCCAACUAACCAAUCAAUACAUGGCGUAAUCGAUCAAGGUAUGAAUAAAAUUAAGCUGUUCCGUGGGAACCCAACUUUUAAAUUUAGGUAUGUGUUUGACCUUUAUCUCUCAGGACCUCGUGCCUGACUCGUUUUCAAAAAAUUUCGACUUUUUUUCAUUGAUUUAGUGAAUAGAUUUCAAAAAAGAUAUCCAAUAAUCAGGAAACUAUGGAAGAUGUUCGGAGACGAAUGACUUUAAUUCCGGGGCUUUGAAGCAAUAUUCAUAUCUUGAGGGAUCACACCUAACUCUAUACAUCCCCGCGCCGCAAAUGUUUGGCCAACGAAAUGACUAACUAGUCGACAAAACUUAUAUUUGAUUGACGUCAGGAGGUUCAUCGUAAUCAAAUCGUUAUCUCACACACAAACACUGCCGGUAUUAACAGAGUCUACAGGGAUGAGAAAUUACUGGGAUUCGUCAAUCAAAGAACUCACCAUUCUCGCUCGUCUCUAUCAUGGCGGAAAUGCAUUUACAAAUCAUUACUUUUAGGGCAGCCGCACGUCAAAUCAAACAAUAGACUCGUUUUCAAAAAAUUUCGACACGUCAAAUCAAACAAUAGACUCGUUUUCAAAAAAUUUCGACUUCUUUUCAUUGAUUUAGUGAAUAGAUUUUCAAAAAAGAUAGGGCAGGGCAGCCGCACGUCAAAUCAAACAAUAGACUCGUUUUCAAAAAAUUUCCGCACGUCAAAUCAAACAAUAGACUCGUUUUCAAAAAAUUUCGACUUUUUUUCAUUGAUUUAGUGAAUAGAUUUUCAAAAAAGAUGGGGCAGGGCAGCCGUACGUCAAAUCAAACAAUAGACUCGUUUUCAAAAAAUUUCCGCACGUCAAAUCAAACAAUAGACUCGUUUUCAAAAAAUUUCGACUUUUUUCAUUGAUUUAGUGAAUAGAUUUUCAAAAAAGAUAUCCAAUAAUCAGGAAACUAUGGAAGAUGUUCGGAGACGAAUGACUUUAAUUCCGGGGCUUUGAAGCAAUAUUCACAUCUUGAGGGAUCACACCUAACUCUAUACAUCCCCGCGCCGCAAAUGUUUGGCCAACGAAAUGACUAACUAGUCGACAAAACUUCUAUUUGAUUGACGUCAGGAGGUUCAUCGUAAUCUCACACACAAACACUGCCGGUAUUAACAGAGUCUACAGGGAUGAGAAAUUACUGGGAUUCGUCAAUCAAAGAACUCACCAUUCUCGCUCGUCUCUAUCAUGGCGGAAAUGCAUUUACAAAUCAUUACUUUUAGGGCAGCCGCACGUCAAAUCAAACAAUAGACUCGUUUUCAAAAAAUUUCGACACGUCAAAUCAAACAAUAGACUCGUUUUCAAAAAAUUUCGACUUUUUUUCAUUGAUUUAGUGAAUAGAUUUUCAAAAAAGAUAGGGCAGGGCAGCCGAACGUCAAAUCAAACAAUAGACUCGUUUUCAAAAAAUUUCCGCACGUCAAAUCAAACAAUAGACUCGUUUUCAAAAAAUUUCGACUUUUUUUCAUUGAUUUAGUGAAUAGAUUUUCAAAAAAGAUAGGGCAGGGCAGCCGCACGUCAAAUCAAACAAUAGACUCGUUUUCAAAAAAUUUCCGCACGUCAAAUCAAACAAUAGACUCGUUUUCAAAAAAUUUCGACUUUUUUUCAUUGAUUUAGUGAAUAGAUUUUCAAAAAAGAUAUCCAAUAAUCAGGAAACUAUGGAAGAUGUUCGGAGACGAAUGACUUUAAUUCCGGGGCUUUGAAGCAAUAUUCAUAUCUUGAGGGAUCACACCUAACUCUAUACAUCCCCGCGCCGCAAAUGUUUGGCCAACGAAAUGACUAACUAGUCGACAAAACUUCUAUUUGAUUGACGUCAGGAGGUUCAUCGUAAUCUCACACACAAACACUGCCGGUAUUAACAGAGUCUACAGGGAUGAGAAAUUACUGGGAUUCGUCAAUCAAAGAACUCACCAUUCUCGCUCGUCUCUAUCAUGGCGGAAAUGCAUUUACAAAUCAUUACUUUUUAGGGCAGCCGCACGUCAAAUCAAACAAUAGAAAUCAUGAGCCAAAUGUCAAUCACUGAAGCAAAGUAAGUGGCUAAUGAAGCAAGUUGGUCAUAACUAAAACAAUUAAGUCUUGGUUGAGAUUAAUUUUGCCUCUUGAUUUAUAACUAAUGAGGCGCGUUGAGAUAACCGAACGAGAACAGUAGCAGAAAAAGUUUCCAUUCCACAACUAGUCUCUACUAACUCUUGUUCAGCGCCCUUCCCUGUGUGCGACGAUCUUAGUCUUGCGUAGGUUUUUCUGAUACUGAAAUAUGUCAACUGGUAAAUCACAUGACAUAUGUUGUUCAAGUUAAUAACACCGUUGAACUUAAGUUUUUAGCCUCUCUAUCUUGCGCUCUGUUAAUGUGUGAAAUUUCACUUUCAGAGGAAGAUAAAGAAUAAAACGAAAUAAUAGGACAUCGUUCAAGCCAAUCACAGGCCGAGUUCGCCUUAAGGGGAUUCCCCUAAACGUUUAACACAAUGCCAUUCAGGUCACGAUUCUCUCAUCACAGAGAGUCAGAGUAAUCCCCUUUCAGCGUUGAUUUUUUUAGAAUAAUUGUUAGCAUUUCAUUCACAUAUAAAUCAGUUUGUCUCCAAUCCCCCCUCCCCACCCAAGAAAAAAAAAAAGAAAAGAACUUAAAGAAAACCAUUCUCUCCUACGAAAAAAACAAUGCACGGUUAUGUCUGUCGUGACCAGGUAUAAAAACAGAAUACUCAAUAUAACUGAAACCGUUUAAACUCGGCGCGAAACGACUGAUCCAUUAAAAAUUUACUGGCUAAUUCACCUUUUAAAAAGCGUGGAUACAAAACACUUUUAGUUAUAACUUGAAGACUACAAAAAGGCUGGCUUGUGCAGCAAAAACUACGUUAAACGUGUUUGCGACUGCAACAUUUCAUAUGUAAACAACAUUAUUGGAAAGGAGAGCUAAUACUCCCUCAAAACACAUCGUGAUUGUAAGCGGCUUUUUGUGAACAGUAGAAGAAGCUAAGUAACUUACAUGAGUUCAAAAAAGUCUAAACUCCUGUCUUCUCGUGGUUUCAAUCUGUUGACUUGUCUCUGACUGCAACCCGCGAGCGAGGAACGUUACGCACCAAAGAUUAACAUACAAAUCACCAAACAUUUUAACUUCCGCUUUCAGAUAUUCUUCCUGUCUAGGACAUGUUUAAAGAAGCGUUGUAUGACCAAAAAACUGCAAUUCGAGGCUUUAAAGCCAGCAGGUAAGCGUAGUUCCGAGCUCCACGUGUAAAGAUCCUGACACAAGUGAGAUGAAUAUUAAAUAUCGGCAAUAUAUUUGCAAUUCAAUUCGAACUUUCCGCGCGUGCUUCGCAAUCGGUAUUCAAAAUGACAUCGUGUGGAGUAGGGCAAAAUGUUUCUUUUCUGGCGGUGAUAUUUGUUCAGUCCUUUUACGAGAUCAGGUAUACUUAUUUGGCGGAACCGGAAGUCAAAGUGUCAAUCGGCAGAAUUCUCGUAUGGUGGAGUGUUACGAUAUCAAGUCAAAUACCUGGCUCGAUGCUCAUUCUAUGCCAUAUAAUGAUACAUAUUUCAAAGGA
Pocillopora meandrina is the source of this 8699-nucleotide messenger RNA. NCBI's taxonomy places the organism in Eukaryota, Metazoa, Cnidaria, Anthozoa, Scleractinia, Pocilloporidae. The record is from the annotation of a GenBank genome assembly.